AUGUCAGAGAUCGGAAGCGGCGACAGCAGUAGUGGGGCUGGUGUGGGCGGGGGGGAAGCCGGCGAGCAAACGGAGCAAGAAGAGCAUGAGGAGGAGGAGGAGGAGGAGGAGGAGGAGGAGACGGCACGAUAUGGCUGCGAUCCCCGCAACGCUUGGUCUCCGUGGGGCUAUGCGGUGGUGACGGUGGAGGGGCGAACAGUGCUGGACGUGGUCCCGCCAGCGAUCACUUUCUCCGAGACGCUCGUCACCACGCGCUCGGACCUCGACCCCUUCCUCCAUGUCGAGGCCUUGACCUACGAGCCCGGCAGCGGGGGUACCGGCGGAGGCGGAGGCGCCGCAGGCGGCGGGGGAGCCGAAGGCGCUUCGGGGGAAGGAAUCUCGCCGGAAGCUAGCGUUGGCGGCGGGGGUGGGGGGCAGUUCUUGACGUUCGGGCUGUCUAGCUGGAACUCGGCCGUGGUCGGAUCGGCGUUUCUUGUGGUGGGGCUGCUGCUCCUGGUGCAGCCGGUGCUGGCGCUCAAGGCGUGGUGGCGAGGAGGCGUCGGCGGCUCUGACGAGGGGGGCCCCGCCGGGGGGGCUAACGGCGGGCGGACCGGACGGGGCGGGAAGCUGCGGGGGCAGUGGCGAUACGGGCAGCUUGAGACCGACUGGGACAACGGAUCGGAGUUUUCAGACGGGGGAGUGUACGAGGGCGAGGACGAUGACGACGAUGGCUGGGGUAGCGAGGGCGAGUGGCAAGGGGAAACGUCAAGCGGCGUUGGCAUGCCACCGUCGCCUUCUGAAGGGGAUCACUUCCAGGCAAGCGCCACCCCCAGGUUGGGCAGAAGGUUCAUGCAGGAUUCCCUCCGUCGACGUGCGGGGGACGGCGGGGCGCUCGGCACAGGCGGCGGCGGCGGCGGCGGCGGCGGGGCGGGGGGUACCCGUGGAGACACGGGGGGGAUACAGCUGGGGCCGAUGGGGAAGAGCGGGCGGGGCGAGGCUAACCUGAUUUGACUUGUAGUUGCUGCUUGUUGCUGUGGUGGUUGUUUGGCGGUGUGCGACUGCUGUGUCGGUAGUCGCGAUUGAUUGGUGUUGCUGGUGUGUCUGUUGCGUGGUUGGGCUUGGUGCGUCUGGUGGGGCCGCUAUUGGAAAUUUGACGGUGGUGUGUACUGUUGUUUGUAUAGUGGGCCGAUUGGUGUCUGGUUCUUGGAGCUAGUUAGACUAUGCAUGAUAGUGCUCUGUCGUUUUUAUGUUUUGAUAGGGUUCGGCGCCGUUUUUUGUGUCUGCACUCGGUCGAUGUCCUCUUCCCAU
This is a messenger RNA of Ectocarpus sp. CCAP 1310/34, 1287 nucleotides long. The record is from the annotation of a GenBank genome assembly. NCBI's taxonomy places the organism in Eukaryota, Phaeophyceae, Ectocarpales, Ectocarpaceae.